Molecule: messenger RNA, 3663 nt
Organism: Carlito syrichta (Philippine tarsier)
Lineage: Eukaryota; Metazoa; Chordata; Mammalia; Primates; Tarsiidae
Gene: TAB3
Product: TGF-beta activated kinase 1 and MAP3K7 binding protein 3
Exons: 11
Coding region: 413-2548 (711 amino acids)
Cellular component (GO): extracellular exosome
Molecular function (GO): ubiquitin binding
Source: RefSeq, a predicted model, not a curated record
UCUUCAGCCUUUUCUUCAAGUUUUUCACCGUGAGUUGUAGUGUGUCCAACUGGACGAGUUAUCUUAGUUCAAGUUUCACAAGCUGAAAAUUUGGAGGUUUCUAAGACUACUGAAAAGGAGGCAUGGUCAGAGCUGGAGAUGUGAAUAAAACUCUUGUGCAGAAUUGAUAAACCAUCUUGAGGAUUCCAUCCCGGAAACUACAUCACGUUUGGUUAUGUCUCCUUAGACUCCUCUUGGCUGCAGCAGUUUCUCAGACUUUCCUUGUUUUUGAUGACUUUGACAGUUUUGAGUACUGAUCAGUUCACUUUUGAGGAGCAGCAAGAAAAUGACUGUGGUGUUAGAAGAGCAUUACUUUUGGAAGGCUGGUUAACAUCUAUUUCCUAAGAGAAACUUGACCACUAUUUGCUUUGGCAUGGCGCAAAGCAGUCCACAGCUAGAUAUUCAGGUUCUCCAUGAUCUACGACAACGUUUCCCUGAAAUUCCAGAGGGUGUGGUAUCUCAGUGCAUGUUACAGAAUAACAACAAUCUUGAAGCCUGUUGCCGAGCUCUUUCCCAGGAGAGUAGCAAAUACUUAUAUAUGGAAUACCAUAGUCCAGAUGACAAUAGAAUGAAUAGAAAUCGCCUUUUGCAUAUUAACCUUGGUAUCCAUUCUCCUAGUACCUAUCAUCCGGGAGAUGGAGCUCAACUUAAUGGUGGUCGAACACUGGUACAUAGCUCAAGUGAUGGACAUAUUGAUCCACAGCAUGCAGCAGGUAAACAGCUGAUAUGUUUAGUUCAAGAACCACACUCAGCUCCAGCUGUUGUGGCUGCUACUCCCAACUACAAUCCAUUUUUUAUGAAUGAACAGAACAGAAGUGCAGCUACUCCUCCUUCACAGCCACCUCAACAGCCAUCUUCCAUGCAAACAGGAAUGAAUCCAUCUGCUAUACAAGGGCCUUCACCACCGCCGCCGCCACCUCCUUCAUACAUGCACAUACCUCGGUAUAGUACCAACCCAAUUACUGUUACAGUAUCCCAGAACCUCCCUUCUGGACCGACUGUACCAAGAGCUUUACAAAUUCUUCCACAAAUUCCAAGCAAUCUCUAUGGGUCUCCUGGUUCUAUUUAUAUUAGACAGACAUCUCAGAGUUCAUCAGGGAGACAAACUCCUCAAAGUACACCAUGGCAGUCCUCACCACAGGGCCCCGUGCCUCAUUAUAGCCAACGUCCUUUACCUGUUUAUCCACACCAACAGAACUAUCAACCUUCUCAGUAUUCUCCCAAACAACAGCAGAUUCCUCAAUCUGCUUACCAUUCACCACCUCCUUCUCAGUGUCCUUCACCCUUCAGCUCUCCACAACAUCAAGUGCAACCUUCCCAGUUGGGCCACGUCUUUAUGCCACCUAGUCCUUCAACUACUCCACCAUAUCAACAAGGACCUCCUAGCUAUCAGAAACAGGGAAGCCAUUCAGUAGCCUAUCUCCCAUACUCGCCAUCUAGCUUAUCCAAAGGUUCCAUGAAGAAGAUAGAAAUUACAGUUGAACCUUCUCAAAGACCUGGGACAACAAUUAAUAGGAGUCCUUCACCCAUUAGUAAUCAACCGUCUCCACGGAAUCAGCACUCACUAUACACAGCCACCACGCCACCUUCAAGUUCCCCUUCAAGAGGGAUAUCUAGUCAACCAAAACCUCCAUUUAGUGUUAAUCCUGUGUAUAUUACAUAUACACAGCCAACUGGACCUUCGUGUGCUCCAUCACCAUCACCUCGGGUGGUACCAAACCCAACUACAGUUUUUAAAAUUACCGUAGGCCGAGCAACGACUGAAAAUCUUUUAAAUUUAGUGGACCAAGAAGAACGCUCUGCAGCUCCAGAACCUAUUCAGCCCAUUUCAGUGAUACCAGGCUCUGGCGGAGAAAAGGGAAGCCAUAAAUACCAGAGAAGUUCUAGUUCUGGAUCAGAUGACUAUGCCUAUACACAAGCCUUGCUGUUACAUCAGCGAGCAAGGAUGGAGAGGUUAGCAAAGCAGUUGAAACUUGAGAAAGAGGAGCUAGAGCGGUUGAAGGCUGAAGUUAACGGUAUGGAGCAUGACCUGAUGCAGAGACGGCUCAGAAGAGUCAGCUGCACCACUGCAAUCCCGACGCCUGAGGAAAUGACAAGAUUGAGAAGCAUGAACAGACAACUCCAGAUAAAUGUUGACUGUACACUGAAAGAAGUUGACCUCCUUCAAUCUAGAGGAAACUUUGAUCCAAAAGCCAUGAAUAAUUUUUAUGACAACAUAGAACCUGGCCCAGUUGUACCACCUAAGCCAUCUAAAAAAGACCCCUCAGACCCCUGCACAAUUGAGAGAAAAGCCCGAAGAAUUAGCGUGACCUCCAAAGUACAGGCGGAUGUCCAUGACACCCAAGCAGCAGCUGCAGAUGAGCAUCUAAGUGGCUCCAAACAGAGUCCUCGGACACAACAUCGUGAUGAAGACUACGAAGGAGCACCAUGGAAUUGUGACAGCUGCACCUUUCUCAACCACCCAGCACUAAAUCGCUGUGAGCAGUGUGAGAUGCCACGGUACACUUGAAUUCAGAGCAUCUGCUCCAGGUUGAGAGUGAUGCCGUGAGCACAACCUGAAGAAAAGGAAACGUCGGGAAUCUAUUCAUCUACCCAGCCUUUUCAUUUCCCAUUGCACGGGGGGAGGAAUGGCACUGUGGCCGCUGUGCUCACGAAAGGAAAAACAGGGAGUUGUUUUUUGUUUUGUUUUGUUUUUUCCUUUCUUAACUCAUUGCAGAGUGAGAGCUAGAAAGGAAUACUUGAAACUGGGAAAGGAUUCACUCCUGAAAGAAUGUACACAGAGAAGUCAAGAGCUCUUCUGUGGAAUCCCAAUUGUUAAAGUUACUGCUGAGUGGCCCUUAUUUUUUUAACUAGAACUUUGAAUCAUGGUAUGAAAUGUUACAGUUUAUGCAGACAAACUGUGAAUUCCCAGAGCAGACUUACCUAGUCACAGCUCUCUGGAAAACCAAGGCUCCCCAUGCUUCUUCCCUUUGCUUCCUACUAAAGAGGAAGACAGGAAAAAGCACUCCAAAUAGGAUUUUUUUGGGGGGGAGGGAGAUAAUAAUAAGGGUAUUUGUAAUUGCUGCUUUUUUCAGGGGUUUUCCAACACACAUUCAUGCACACAAGAUGUUUUAAAAUGUGAUUUGUAGCAGUCAGGAAUUAAGCAUAUCGUGCCCUUUGUUUGAAAGUACAAUCAGAGGUGUGGUAAGAUCCCUUUGGCUUGUACAACAAUUCAUCAAGCUAUAUCAACACUGGUAACUAAGACUUACUUAUGCCACAUAAGAGAUAUAUUUUUUAAGUUACUGCAUGCUUUAUUAGGCCAUCAGUUUGAAAAAAAAAAUAAGUCCUUACAAAGUAUGAUUUUAUAAAUGACAUUCUCGUAAAACUGCGUUUUGCCAAUAGCACACUGAAUGUAUGCCAAAUGCAAGUCCAUUCCAAAAUCCAUUUGGAAAACUUGAGCUCAGCUGUGGUUCUUAAGAAAUGUUCACAGUCCAUAGGGCCUUUUGUUUUUUUUCCUCCUUCCAAUGUUGUGAUGGAUACAUGAUGUUUACAGCACAGAUAAUACUUUGUGCCAUAAUUCUAAUUUAGCCGGAAAAAAAAAUCAAUUUUAACUGUUCAGUAAAGAUUUAUUUGCACAUAUGUUAA